This is a messenger RNA of Saccostrea echinata, 917 nucleotides long. Its product is annotated as periostin-like. The transcript has 6 exons. Gene Ontology annotation, molecular function: cell adhesion molecule binding. The record is from RefSeq and is a predicted model, not a curated record. Gene Ontology annotation, biological process: extracellular matrix organization; cell adhesion. The coding region runs from base 1 to 897 and encodes 298 amino acids. Gene Ontology annotation, cellular component: extracellular matrix. NCBI's taxonomy places the organism in Eukaryota, Metazoa, Mollusca, Bivalvia, Ostreida, Ostreidae.
AUGAGGGUGUUGUCCGUCUUUCUCUGUCUCCUCGGUGUGGCCUCAACCAGAACUGUGCUUCAGCUGGCGCAUGAUCUUCAGGCCAGAACCUUUGCGUCUCUGGUGGCCAAAGCUGGACUGUCUCACGAAUUAGGCACACAAGGACCAUUUACAAUAUUUGCUCCUACUGAUGAUGCCUUUGCCAAAGUUCCAAGUGACGUCAUGUCAAAACUAUCUCACGACAAAGAUUUACUCACCAAAGUUAUCAAGUACCACGUGACCGCCGGGAGCCAAUUAAUGAAAAAUUUUAGAAAUGAUAUCGAAAUUGGAUCAUGGGCCAAUGGUUACAAAAUAAGGAUAAAUGUAUACCAAAAUGGCCAGGUAAUGACAGCAACCGGUAGUAGAAUUAGCUCACGCGAUAACAUUGCUUCAAACGGUGUAGUUCAUCUUAUUGAUGACGUCAUGUAUCCACUGCCGGAAGAGAGUGUUUUACAGUACUGCGCUUCCAAUCAGAACUUAACUCAGCUCACCUAUUCAUUCAUUAGAUCAAAUCUGCAAUAUGACAUUCAAGGGGGACCUUUCACAGUAUUUGCGCCGACAGAGGCUGCUUUUGACGCCCUGCCCACAGGAUUCCUCAACACUGAGUUUCUUACACUAGCAGCCUCCAGAACCUUGCUGCAGUACCACUAUAUACAGGGUACCUAUUACAGCGCGGGGCUGACCGACGGAAUGAAGAUUCGUACUGUGCAGGGAAGUGACGUCAUCAUUAAAAAGAACAACAAUGGUGUUAUGGUGGAAAAUGCUAAAGUGAUUCAAGCAGACAUUAAAGUAACAAAUGGGGUCGUCCAUAUAAUAGACAAAGUGUUACUGGUGGCAAAUCACGUGAGCGGCGAGUCAGAGCCUCACUCGAUAGGAUAGUCAUAAAAUAGGAUAGGAUA